CUUGUGUCAUCGCUUGCUCGCUGGAGUUGCCAGACUGCAGCACUAAACAGCUGUUCGAAUUUCGGCGGCAUUUUAUUUCAUUAACAAUUGCGAUUUUUGUAAACAAAAACAUGGUAAAAACUAAGGGAAAUCAAAAGAUAGUCGGCAUGCAUCCACGUAAUGUGUUACGCACGCAGCCCGACUACACCAAAAUGGCUAUAAAAUAUAAAGAUUUUCGAGAGCAGUGCCAGUUGGAGCUCAAUGGCAAGGUUUCUGUUAACUUUCGCAAUGAAAAGACCCUGCGUGAGUUGACCAAAAUGCUAUUGAAGGAAUAUUACGAUUUAGAUGUGGAUUUUGCACCCGGAAGUUUGGUGCCCACAUUAGCACUCCGUUUGAAUUACAUUUUGUGGUUGGAGGAUCUAAUGGAACCUCUGAAUUUGCAGGACAUACGUGGUAUAGAUAUAGGUUGUGGCUCCUCCUGCAUUUAUUCACUGCUUGGAGCCAAGAAAAAUGGUUGGCACAUGCUGGCUCUGGAAUCGAAACCGCAAAACAUAGAAUACGCCAUGAAGAAUGUAAAGAAAAACCACCUGGAAAGCCUUAUAGAAGUCUAUGCUCAACCAGACAACACGAACAUCUUUAAGAGCUAUUUUGAGCAGGAUCAGCAACAGUUGCGGUAUCAAUUUUGCCUGUGCAAUCCGCCCUUCUUCGACUCGAACUUACCAAAUCCCUUAGGCGGAAAUACCAGGAAUCCAGAGAGACGACCAGCACCCAAUAACGCCAGAACUGGAAGCCAGGAGGAACUCACCUGCGUGGGCGGCGAGGUACAGUUUGUGCAACGCAUCAUAGACGAGAGUCUGGAGAACAAGGAGCGCGUGCGAAUCUACACCACGAUGCUGGGCGUCAAGGCCAACGUUCCAAGAAUACUGGAUUACCUGAAGGAGCUGCAGGUGGCGAAUGUCAGCACCACUGAAUUCCAUCAGGGACACACGACUCGGUGGGCGGUGGCCUGGAGCUUCCACUCGGAGCCGCUACAGCAGGGGACAACAUUAAAUUAAGUUGCCAUUAGCUCUGCUAGAGUAUCUUUUAGAUGGCAUCAGUUUAAAUAGGUUGUUGAGGAAUUGCUGCCACUUUCGAAUGUACUCUGACCUUCACCUGUGCUCAUCCCAAAUAGUAACUCCAUUACAAGCUCCACGAACGGAAAUUAUCGUUUCGCUUUUAUCAUUGACCACAGCUGACCACACACUUCGACGGAAAAAGGCAAACGGAGUCGGAAUGGCAACCGAAAUGGAGGCAAACACGCUCACUAAGCACAAGUCGCCGCCGCUGGUCAACACACCGACGUUUCCACACCUUUGAGCCGGGGAAUUCGGGCGUUUCGCUUGGCCACCAUGUGGGAUAGCGAAUAACAAAUUUUAAUUGCUGCACGAGCACGUUACUGCUUUGCUAAUUAUUCGACACGAAAAUACCUUUUAAUGCAGGGGGAGUAUAUUAAAAGUGAAAUCAUUGAUUCUUACAGAUAUUACUUAAGUUAAACUUGUACAGUAUCUUAAACAUAUACAAAUUGUAAUAUAAUAAAAUUGUAUAUACUCUUAGUCAGUAA
Drosophila simulans is the source of this 1579-nucleotide messenger RNA. Its product is annotated as U6 small nuclear RNA (adenine-(43)-N(6))-methyltransferase. The transcript has 6 exons. NCBI's taxonomy places the organism in Eukaryota, Metazoa, Arthropoda, Insecta, Diptera, Drosophilidae. Gene Ontology annotation, cellular component: nucleus. Bases 111 to 1034 code for a protein of 307 amino acids. Gene Ontology annotation, molecular function: 23S rRNA (adenine(1618)-N(6))-methyltransferase activity; nucleic acid binding. Gene Ontology annotation, biological process: rRNA base methylation. The record is from RefSeq and is a predicted model, not a curated record.